AGUGGUUGAAUGUGAUGCCGAUUUCACACCGUCACCAUAGCAGUCACCGCAAGAGUCGGCGGUCCCCCAGGCUCACGGCGGGUGGAGAUAAGAUCUUGACUAGGCAGAUGUUGCAGCUGAGGUGCCGCUCGGACCGGCUGGACAUGAUCACCAAGCUCAAUCUCUGGGGCAGCGAUUUGGGAGAUGUGAGCGUCAUUGGCGAGGCCCUGCCGGCGUUGGAGGUGUGCAGUCUUAGUGUGAACCGUAUAAGGACGUUGAGUGGGUUCAAAGGAUGUAACAGCCUCCGAGAGCUGUAUCUGCGUAAAAACGCUGUGAGUGAUGUGGAGGAAGUGGAGCACCUAAGGCGUCAUUGUCGGUGUCUAGAGAUACUCCUGUUGGAGGACAACCCUUGCAGUGAGCAUCCGGGGUAUAGAGAGUAUGUCAUAUCGAGGCUACCAUGGCUGAGGAUCCUGGACAAUAAGGAGAUCACAGAGGAGGAGCGGCAAGCUGCGACAGCUUCUGUGUCGAGUCGAUCGGCUGUGUCGGGUGGUGAUGAGAUGGAGGGUAGGGGAAGGCUGCCUUGGAGUAGUGGUGGACCGGGAGGGGAGUAUUCCUUUGUGAGCUGUACAGAGGGAGGUGGCCAUGGAGGGCAGUCCCCAGCUACCGAGGGGCCCAGCUUUCAAGAGUGUGAUACCACCUACGAUGGUGAUGCUCGUCGAGGAUCCUGGGCCCUAGAGGAGGCGUCUGCUAUCGGCAGUGUCGGGAGGGGACGAUGUUCGAGUGUAGGGGGACCGCUCUGGGAGGGUCUGCUGAGAGAACGACCUCAUGGCAAUGAUGGUGUCCAUGACGAUACGUACGAGCUCUCGGUGUCGUACAUCACUGAGGAGGCAGCUCGGCCGAGGGACUCCUUUGUAUCGAUGCGCUCCUCUUCUGUGGAGAGGGACCGUGGCUCUGUUGAUCACCGUGGAGAGUCACUAGGGGUGAAACAGGAGGAGGUUGAGGAGGACGACUCAUUGGAGGAAAGGGUCAGCUCUAGCAGUAGUGGUGGAAAAGAUAAUAACAUUGUGACUGCUGUGUUGGCGUUGCUACGGGAGCUUGAUGAGGAGUCGAUGCUUAGAGUGAAGACGGAGACUACUAUGGAUGACCAUGAUGAGCACUGGCGACGAGUGAAAGCGAUGGUUGAAGCUGAUCCGGACAUAGUGGUGACACGGAAGUACACCUUUGGGGUCUCCAACCUGAGGACGCGCUAUAAUGAGGAGUAUCUGAUGCUGAUGCCCAAGUUUAGAGAUAGAUUGUAUGGCGGCGACUUGGAGUUUGGAUCUAGUCCUUCGCCAUCACAGGCGUCUGAGGCUAGCGAGGCUGAGCUGGUACCAUCAACGCCGAUACGUGGUGGUGAUGGAAUGCUGUAUAAUGGAGGGGCUUCGUCGUCCUCGGUGUCACACGGGUUAGGAAGGGCAGCGGACGGGGGCUCUAUCCUGGCCUCUCCGGAGACCCCUGCAAGACCGAGAGCCCCACCGCCACCUCAGGCAGCGGAUGAGGACCCUGUAGCGCCCAUCGGGGUUGCUGUGGAUGACCCUCCACAUGGGGUCCUCUUUAUGGACUGGGCUGCUGCUAGUCCCUUGGACGACACGCAGGCGUUGGAUGCGAGCUCGAGUGGGGAAGGAGGCCGAGAAGUUGACCUUACGGUAGAUAUCUCUGAGGAAGGCUCGGCUGUUGCGGAAUACCAAAUUGAGGACCCAUUGUCGCAGGGCACAGUGGAGAGUCCUGAGAAAGACCCUUGCCGUCGGGGAUGCUGUGCUCUUCUGCCUGGACGUGUUUGUGAGGCCCACCUGGUCCUGUUGAGCAGCUGUAGGCCCACUAUGGACGUGCCCCAUGUGGUGCAUCUUGGGAAGGAGAGAUGCACUAUCGGUCGAGCAGUGGAGUCAGAUGUGUAUUUGGACUCGGUGGCCUAUCCUAGGACGCUGAGUAGGGAGCAUGCUGUUAUUGAGAGGAGAGGUCCUUGCAACUUCAUCGUGAAGGACCUCCGUAGCGUAAACGGCGUGUAUGUUAAUGGCAAGGCUAUUAAGGAUGANNNNAGGGAGGCUGAGAGGGUGGAGGAGACUAUGAAGAGGGAGAUGGAUGGUAUAAGGGAAGCCGCGGAGGAGACGGAAAACUCCCUUCUGGUGGAGGUUGAGCUGAUCAGGAGUGUGGCUGAGACGGCGGAGAGCGAGGUGAAAAGGCUGAAGUCGUUUGGGGAGGAGUUGAAGGAGAGGAACGUCGAGUUGGAGGGGAGAGUGGCUGAGCUGGAGGCUGAGUUGAAGGCCUUUGCUGUGCCUGGAGGCAUCCUCAAAGACCUUGGAAUCGUGGAGGAGGGUAUCACCCCUGAGGCCUUUUAUGACGUCCUAGAGGGAAAGGUGGCGGAGUGGCGUUGCAUGGAGUCGACUUUGGUGUGCAGAGAGAAGGAGUUGGAGGAGAAGGAGGAGGAGUUGGAGGAGAAGGUGAUGGAGGUGAAUAAGGAGAGGAGGGAGGUUAUUAGGUUGAGGAGCAUCCUGGCUGAGCUGGAGAUGGAGAAGGAGUCGGAGGUGGAGGAACUACGGGAGGAGGUGGAGGCCCUUGUGGAGGUGCAGGAACGCUUUGAGGGGCUGAGGAAGGAUAGGGACGAGGCAGAGGUGGGAGCGUGGUGUGAGGUUACUCGUGUGAAGGGGGAGAUGGAGACUCUAGAGGGGGAGUAUAGGAGGGUGAGGGAGGAGGGGGAGGCGUUGAAGGUAGCUCUGGGGGCGGCUGAGAGGGAGCUGGCCAAGGCUGGGGAGAGGGUGGCCGGCUUGGCGGCUGAGGUUGAUAACAUGAAGAAAUACAGAGUUCAGAGGGAGUUGUUGGAGGGGGAGGUGGUGCGCCUUAGGGAUAGGCUGGAGGUGGAGGUGGACAGAGCUGACUGUGCUGUGAGGGACUUGGUUACGCUGAGUGAGAAGGAGGCGGAGGAGCGGGAGGAGAUGGAGGAGAUGAGGGACCUGGUCGAGAGGCUUCAAGAGGAUCUCGAGAGUGCCACUGAUGCUGUGGAAAGAGGGGAGGUGAGGCUGACAGAGAAAAAUGAGUUAUUGAGAAUUGCCACUGAGGAAAAGACGGCGGCUGAGGUGGCCUGUGGGGGUCUUAAGGAGGAGCUGGAGAAGGAGAGGACGGCAUUCGCGGAGAGGGAGGAGUCCUUCCGAGAUGAACUGAGUCAGGCGGAGAAGAAGGCUGAGGAGGCGAGGGAGCGGGAGAGGGCGCUGAGGGAGGAGUUGGAGGGUGUGAGGGGGAAGGAGGAGAGGCUUAGGGGGGAGAAGGAGAGGUUGGAGGAGAUGGUGGCUGAGAAGGAGGCGCGCUUUUCGGGGGAGUUGGUGAUGAUAAAAGUGGAGUUAAGGGAGUUGAAGGCGGUGGUGGAGGAGAAGGAGAGAGAGCUUGUUGAGAACAGGCAGACUAUUACGACCCUUGAGGACCUACGAUGCCAGUUGAAGGGGGACUUGAGGGAUGCUAAGGGGCAGUGCCAGAAGGCUACAGCGAAGACGAAGGAGUUGGAGGAGGCGACUCGCAGGAUGAUGGCUGAAUGUGAGGACUUGAAGGGGAAGCUGGAGGGGACCAGGAAGGCGGCAGCGGUGGCUGAGAGGGAAAUGAGUGAAAAACUGAGAGAUGCGGAGAGGAAGGUGGAGGAGGCGGCUGAGAGGGCUAGGGAGGUUGAGGGAAGGUAUGAGGCGUUGGAAGGGGAGCGAGGUGGCGUUGUAGCUCGUCUGAAGACUGUGGAGGAGGCUAUGGAGGAGAAGGAGAGGACUGUGGAGGAGCUGGAGGGGAAGCUGGCUGAGCAAACUUCCGCGAGGGAGGAGUUGAAGAGGGAGUUGAGCGAUCGUGAAGAACGGUUCAAGGAGAAGGUGGAGGAGGUAGAAGGAUUGAAGAGGAAGUUGAGGGAACAGUCGUCAGCCCGAGAGAGGCGCGAGGAGGAGUUGAAGAGGCAUCUUGACGUGAUAGAGGGUCGAUGUGAAGAGUUGGGAAGGGCGGUUGAGAGUACUGGAAGGGAGCUUAGGGAGGCAGAUGAGGCCCUGGAGGGUACGAAGAGGCAGCUGAUGAGUAAGGAGAAUGAACUGGUCAGAGAGGCCUGGCAGAGGCAGAUGUACGAGAGGGAGGUGGCGGGGUUGAAGGAGGCUCUGGGGGAAGUGGAGAGGAAGUUGGUGAUGGAGAGGGAGGAGAAAGGAGAAGUGAAGGCGCGUUUGGGUCGGGUUGAAGGGGAUUGGGAGGCGGCCAGAGGUGAGCUGGAGGAAGCAGUAGAGGAGCGUGGGAGGAUGGCACAGCUGCUGGGGAAGGCUGAGGUGGAGGUGGAGAGGCUCGCCUUUGAGUUGUCCGAGUGCAAGGAGGAGUUGAGGGGGGCUAGGAUUGAGCUGGCGACCACCAAAGAGGAGAUGGAGAGGCUUGUUCGAGAGACGACGGAGUUGAGGAAGACCCUAGAGGAAGCUGAGGAAGCUGUCGAGAGGUUGAAGGAGCUUGUUAAGGCAGUUGAGGAGGAGCGAGAGCGGGAGAAGGAUGGGUAG
Molecule: messenger RNA, 4511 nt
Organism: Perkinsus marinus ATCC 50983
Lineage: Eukaryota; Perkinsozoa; Perkinsida; Perkinsidae
Product: 200 kDa antigen p200, putative
Exons: 24
Coding region: 15-4511 (1498 amino acids)
Molecular function (GO): protein binding
Source: RefSeq, a predicted model, not a curated record